This is a messenger RNA of Stegastes partitus (bicolor damselfish), 1168 nucleotides long. Its product is annotated as carboxypeptidase A1. Lineage: Eukaryota; Metazoa; Chordata; Actinopteri; Pomacentridae. Gene Ontology annotation, biological process: proteolysis. Gene Ontology annotation, molecular function: metallocarboxypeptidase activity; zinc ion binding. The annotation marks the transcript as partial. The transcript is spliced from 11 exons. The record is from RefSeq and is a predicted model, not a curated record.
CCCCCAGUAGUGUUCACAGUGUUGGUCAAUGAUGAGGGGGCUGCCUGCAUUCGCAGUGCUGUUUGUGGCUGCUGUCGCAAGGGAGACAUUUGAGGGACAUCAGGUUCUUCGAAUCGUUCCAAAGGAUGAAGUCCAGCUGUCUCUCAUCAAGGAGCUGGAGGACAUGAUCCACUUCGAGCUGGACUUCUGGAGGGGUGUGACUGGUGUGGCCACUCCUGUAGAUGUCAGAGUUCCCAUCCACAGACUCCAAUCUGUCAAAAUUUACCUGGAGACACAGGACAUUGAGUACUCCAUCAUGAUUGAAGACCUGCAGGUGAUGCUGGACGAGGAGCAGGAGGAGAUGGUGUCUGCUGCUCGUGCCCCUGAGCCCAGAAACACUGACAGCUUCGACUACGCCACAUACCACACCAUCAGUGAGAUCUACAGUUUCCAGGACACACUGGUGGCUGAGAAUCCCAACUUGGUCAGCAAGAUCGUGAUCGGUCAGAGCUACGAGGGCCGUCCCCUUAAUGUGCUCAGGUUCAGCACUGGUGGAACCAACCGUCCUGCCAUCUGGAUCGACACUGGAAUCCACUCCAGAGAGUGGGUCACUCAGGCCAGCGGCACCUGGUUCGCCAAAAAGAUUGUGACUGAUUAUGGACGGGACCCUGCUCUCACGGUCAUCCUCAACAAUAUGGACAUCUUCCUGGAGACUGUGACCAACCCUGAUGGAUACAGCUACACCCACACCACUAACCGUCUGUGGCGUAAAACUCGGAAGCCCAACCCCCGCUCCAGAUGUGUGGGAGUCGAUCCCAACAGGAACUGGGACGCUGGUUUUGGAGGACCUGGUGCCAGCAACAACCCCUGCUCAGAGACCUACCGUGGACCCAGACCCAACUCUGAGUCUGAGGUCAGAUCCAUUGUAGACUUUGUCAGGUCUCAUGGCAACAUCAAAGCCUUCAUCUCCAUCCAUUCCUACUCUCAGUUGCUCCUGUACCCCUUUGGCUACACCAGAACUCCUGUCAGGGACCGGGCUGAGUUGCACAGUCUGGCUCAAAAGGCCAUCACUGACCUGGCCUCCCUGUACGGUACUCACUACAGAUUCGGCAGCAUCAUCACCACCAUCUAUCAAGCCAGUGGUGGCUCGAUUGACUGGACCUACGAACAGGGCAUCAAAUACUCCUAC